Molecule: messenger RNA, 447 nt
Organism: Phytophthora sojae
Lineage: Eukaryota; Oomycota; Peronosporomycetes; Peronosporales; Peronosporaceae
Exons: 1
Source: RefSeq, a predicted model, not a curated record
AUGAACACCGGCAACUCCGCGAUCUCCGCCCCCCCCCAGUUCGGGAGCCAGAAGCCACCCAAGUACGACGAGGACGGCGGCUUCGACCUCUACAAGGCCAUGCUGCAGUCGUACCUGGCGCAACGCGGCUGCUGGGGCAUCUUGGACGGGACGGAGGUGCUUGGAGCGAACCCAUCGACGACGGAGACGGAUCACUUCAACGAGAAGAACGCUUUCGCUGGAGACGCACUGCUUCCCGGCGUGCCGAUCAAGGAUGCGGCGAAGAUCUACACCAUGACGGAGGAGCGCGAGAUGUGGGUGGCCUUCGAGCUCGAGAAGACCAAGCGCAACUACUCAAACUCUCUCUUCGUGCGCAAGAAGUUCUACGCCUACGACUUCACCCGCGGCAUGGACAUGGACCAGUACCUGGACGAGAUGGAGGCGAUGAGACGCCAGCUGCAUAACAUG